AUGGGCCCGAGGCGGCGGAAAUGGCGGCGGAGGGCGGCGAAGGCGGCGCUGGCGGCGCUGGCAAUGGCGCUGCUGUGGCUGCAGGGCAGCGGCGCGGGCGAGGAGCUGCUGGCGGCGGCCCUGGCCUGGGGGGAGGGGCGGGGGGCGUGGGGGGCGUGGGGGGAGGGGGCAGGGUGGGGGAUGGGCGUGGGGGGCGCGGGGGAGGCGGGGGAGGGGAGUUGGGGGGGCGAGUUUGUGAAUGGGGAGCGUGGGAACGGCGGCGGGCGGGGGGCGUGGCCAGAUCCCGGGGGUGGAAUUCGAUAUCCUGGGGUUGGAAUUGGGGGUCCCGGGGGUGGAAUUGGGGGUCCCGGGGUUGGAAUUGGGGGUCCCGGUGGUGAAAUUCGUGAUCCCGGGGUUGGAAUUGGAAGUCCCGGGGAUGGAAUUGGGGGUCCCGGUGGUGAAAUUCGGGAUCCCGGGGGUGGAGUUGGACAUCCCGGGGGUGGAAUUGGGGGUCCCGGAGGUGGAAUUGGGGGUCCCGGGGAUGGAAUUGGACAUCCCGGGGGUGGAAUUGGAAGUCCCGGGGUUGAAAUUGGGGGUCCCGGUGGUGAAAUUCGGGAUCCCAGGGUUGGAAUUCGAGAUCCCGGUGUUGAAAUUCGUGAUCCCGGGGUUGGAAUUGGAGAUCCCGGGGGCGGAAUUGGAGGUCCCGGUGUUGGAAUUGGGGGUCCCGGUGGUGGAAUUGGAAGUCCCGGGGUUGGAAUUGAGGGUCCCGGGGGUGGAGUUGGACAUCCCGGUGGUGAAAUUCGGGAUCCCGGGGGUGGAAUUGGGGGUCCCGGUGGUGAAAUUCGUGAUGCCGGUGAUGGAUUUGGGGGUCCCGGGGCUGAACCCGGUUCUCCCCACGGCCCCCCCGGUUGCACCGGGCUCCUCUCGGGGGGCUCCGGCAUCCUCCCCGCCGCUCCCUGGGGCUCCCCGCGGACCCCCAAAGUGCUGCUGGCCCCGGCCCCGUGCCCGUCCCCGGCCCCGUUCCUGCUGACGCUGGUGCCCAGCGCCCCCUCGCACCGGCAGCGCCGCCGCGCCGUGCGCGACACGUGGGGCGGCCCGUGGGGCUCCAACCGGGGCGGCACCGGCGCUCUGCCCGCCCGCACCGUGUUCGUGCUGGGCCGCCCGGAGGAUCCCCGCGGGCAGCGGGAGGUGCUGGCGGAGUGGCGGCGACACGGGGAUGUCCUUCAGGGCGAUUUCACCGACACCUACGGGAAUUUAACGCGCAAAACGGUUCUGCUGCUGCGCUGGGCCCGCGCCUGCUGCGGGGCGGUCCCGUUCAUCCUCAAGGCGGACGAUGAUGUUUUUAUCAACACCCCCGCGCUCUCCGCCUUCCUGGCGGCGUGGCCGCCGCCGGUGCCGCCGCUGUACGUGGGUCGGGUGCACUGGGCGGUGCGGCCGAACCGGGACCCGCGGAGCCGGCACCACGUCCCGGUGGGGCUGUUCGGGGCGCGGCGCUUCCCGCGGUACUGCAGCGGCACGGCGUACGUGCUGUCGGGGCGGGCGGCGGGCGCGGUGCUGGCGGCGGGGCGGCGGCUCCCGGUGGCGUUCCCGGAGGAUGUGUGGGUCGGGGCGGCGGCGGCGGCGGCGGGGGUGGCGGUGCGGCACUCGGCGCGGUUCGGCGGAGCGGCGGGGCCGCCGCCCGAGCGGUGCUGCCUGCGGGGGGCGCUGUUCAGCGCGCACCGCCUCGCACCGGAGGGGCUCCGCAGCCUCUGGGCCGAGCUGGGCUCCGGCUGCGCCGCCGCACCGGGACUGCUGCGCUGCCGCCUCGGGGGGGCGCUGCGGGGCUGGGGGUGGGGCUGGGGAGGGGGCGGGGAGGGCGUCCAGGAGGGGGAGUGACGUCAUGGAUGGGGGAGUGACGUCAUGAAGGGGGGACCCCCCCCCGGCACCCCCCUCUCCACUCCAGUCACGGGGACAGGGCCCCCACCCCCCCAUUCCCGGGGGGAUACAGAGGUCAUGGGGAGUGAUGUCAUCAUUGGGGGAGUGACGUCAUCAAUGAGGGGGAGUGACGUCAUGAAGGGGGGACCCCCACUCUGGCACCCCCCCUCCCCAUUCCGGUCACUUAUGGGGGGACAGGAUGCCACUCCCCCACCCAUACAGAGGUCAUGGGGAGUGACGUCAUCCAUGAGGGGAGUGACGUCAUGAAGGGGGAACACACACACACACACACACACACCCCCCCCGCAGUCACUUAUGGGGAAAGGAUGCUGCCCCUCCCCCCCACCCCGUGCCUGGGGGCAUAGAGAGGUCGUGGGGAGUGAUGUCAUGUGGAGUGACAUCAUCAGUGGGGUGAGUGACGUCAUGAAAGCGGGACCCCCCCACUUUGGCACCCCCCUCCCCAUUCCGGUCGCCUAUGGGGACAGGGCGCCCACCCCCACACCCACCCUGUGGCCGGGGGGAUACAGAGGUCGUGGGGAGUGACGUCAUCAGUGGGGGGAGUGACGUCAUGCAGUGGGACACACCCCCCCUCUGACCACCCCCCACCCCCAUCUCCAGUCACUUCUGGGAGGACAGGAUGCUGCCCCUCCCCACCCCGUGCCCGGGGGUUACAGAGGUCAUGGGGAGUGACGUCAUCGAUGAGGGGGAGUGAUGUCAUGGGUAGGGGAGUGACGUCAUGAAGGGGGGGCCUCUGACACCCCUCUCCCCAUUCCGGUCACUUAUGGGGACAGGGCCGCCCAUCCCCCACCCUCGUGCCUGGGGGAUAGAGAGGUCAUGGGGAGUGACGUCAUGGGGAGUGACGUCAUGGGGAGUGACAUCAUG
This is a messenger RNA of Taeniopygia guttata (zebra finch), 2775 nucleotides long. The record is from RefSeq and is a predicted model, not a curated record. Lineage: Eukaryota; Metazoa; Chordata; Aves; Passeriformes; Estrildidae.